CCGAGCGCCGGUUUGUCUGCUCCGUCCUCGCGCGGGAGCGGCGGGGAUGGAGCUGGGGACCGGGCAGUUCGCGCAGAGCCUGCCCCACCUGCGGGCGCUGGUCUUGGGCUGCGACUUCCUGGGGUUCGAUAUGGAAUUCACAGGUUUACAUUCAGUCUUUCCACAAGGCAAGCAGCCCAGUCUCUUCGAUUCACCUGCUGAGUGGUAUCUGAAGGCCAGACGGAGUGUUCAGAAGUUCACGGUCAAUCAGCUCGGGUUGUCUAUAUUUUCAAAUGAAAAAUCAAACAAGUAUGUUGCACGCUGCUAUAACUUCUUCCUCUUCCCCACAACAUUUGGAGUCAUGGACUCUGAAUUCUCUUUCCAGGCGUCUAGCAUUCAGUUCCUGACACAUUACGGUUUUGACUAUAAUAAGUUUCUGAAAGAUGGAAUCCCAUAUAUGAAUCAGGUUCAGGAGAAGAAACUUCAGCAAGGGCUCUUAGCUGGAAACUGGAAAGUUCGCAGCACUUUGGACAAGGAUAACGUGAAAAAGGUGAUUGAUGAUGUGACAUGCUGGGUGCCAUCAGCAGAAGAGGGAGACUCUAUGGUUCUACAUAAUAUUAGUGGUUUUCAGCUAUUUGAGGUACAGCUGAUUCUGAGACAGGCAAUUCCAGAUGUUUGGACAGAGCCUUUUGGAGAUCAGAAGGUGAUGGUGAAAAAGGUGAGUCCACGGCAUCGCUGGUGUCUGGAGAACUCUUCUUACGACUGCUGCCGAAAGGAGCUCAUUCUUCUCUCUGCCCGGGGUUUCACCAACCUUUUCCAGACCCUUGUUGAAGCCAAGAAGCCAGUGGUGGGACACAACAUGCUCAUGGACCUUCUGCAUCUUCAUGACAAGUUUUACAAGCCCCUCCCAGAAAGCUAUGAGGAGUUUAAAAGGAAUAUUCACAGCCUGUUUCCUGUCCUCAUAGACACCAAGAAUGUAACAAAAUCCAUCUGGAAGGAAUUUCAGUUUCCACGAGCAUCUAACCUCCUAGAAAUUUAUGAAAUCCUGUGCAGUGACCUAAAUCCCACCAACCCCACGUGUCCGGUGAUUGCCCAUGCAAGUGACUGUUCAAAAUAUGCUGACAAGAAAUCUCCCCAUGAGGCGGCCUAUGAUGCAUUUCUUUGUGGAUCAGUUCUUUUGAAAUUAGCCCACUUGCUCCUAGGCAGGAUGCCAUGUGACACGCUGGAGAAUGGUCCCUCUUUCUCUCAAUAUCUCAAUGCAUUAACCAAGUACCUGAACCAAGUGAAUCUGAUCCGAGCUGGCGUUUCAAAAAUCAAUUUCUCUGGCACAGAUGUCCCUAGCCAACGUCCACCUCUUCUGAUUGCCAGUGUUCGGGGGUGGCCUGGGGUGGAUGAAGAACAGAUCUAUCAAAUAUUAAAAGCUCUGUGCAAGUUUGAUGUCAGACGACUGACCGAGAACCAAUUUCUGUUGCUCUCCAAUAAGUUUAAGGAUGUCAGGGUUGUUCUGCGAGAUUAUAAAGCUCACCCCAAUCUGCGGAUUUCACUCUAUCACCACUGGAGACACUCACCACAAGUGAACUGCUUGCUACAAAUUUGUGGGAUUGUGGCAUCAUGGUCUCUUUUGGCCUUUGUGUUUGGAGGACCUCAAUGCUGGCUGUUUAUCUGUAUGAGCAAAGAAGACCAGGAAAGUUGCUGGGUGUGUUAGAGGUUCUAAAUCUCCUCUCCAGGUGUGGAUGCAGCAUGUGAAGAGGAUAGGAAGCUUUUCAAUGCUUACAUCUUUGUGAACAGAGGAAGUACCUUUCAGUGUUAAACGUUCACAAACAUUUAAAGAGGGUGAAGAAAAUAAAAACAUUUCUUCCACUAGAUUGGGUUGGGAGCUAUUUUACCAUGACACUCGGAAGUCCUAAUGCAAGCAAAGAUAUGUGUGUUUGGCUCAGUGUCUCUUUUUCAAUUGUUAAGUAAAAAAAAGAGGUGUGACACACUGUACCUCAAAAUUGCACCCUGUAACUCCCAUAUUCAUCAUUCAAAUAUGGUUGUGAUAUUUCAUACAAAGCAUGCCAUGAAAGAUAUUUUAUGAAAGGUCAUGAUCUGCUGAAACCCAUUGUUUUGUUCAAAUAUGUAUAUCAUUAGUGUUUAUGAAGUUUUGAGAUUUUGCUGUAUAGUUGUUACUGAAAUACAUUGUAACUUUGAGUCACUACUGCUAAUCUCUCCCAGGAGGGUGUUAAAUAACCAUUAAUCAGCAGGGGAGUUGUGAUCAAGGGAUUUACAAUUCAGUGACAGUCCUGCAAGCACCACACAAUGGAGAUUGCUCAAUUCUAUGGCUCAGUUGCACAAGACCACCAGAGGCGUUGCUCAACCCUGUGACUCAGCAAAACCCACCAGGGAUGCCUGGGCUAGUGUCUUCCAGCCACAUGGACUGAGGAUAUAAAAUAGGAGACAGUGGGAUCAUGCUUUUGCCUUUCUCCUCCCCCACCUACCCUGGAAGCAACAAGAACACAGAAAGACAGAAGACUUCAACUGAGGAGACUGGUCCAGGUUUAAGGGAGAAACCUGUGUACUAUGAACUGUAAUAUCCAGUGGGUUGAGAAAAUUGUUUGAUCUAAAUACUGACUCAUUUAAUAAGGUUUAAGAUGUAGAUUGUGUGCUUAUCUUUUAUUUUCUUUGGUAACCAUUGCUGACCCUUUUAGGCCUUCCACUUAUAAUCACUUAAAAUGUAUCUUU
This is a messenger RNA of Caretta caretta (loggerhead turtle), 2700 nucleotides long. RefSeq names its product PARN like ribonuclease domain containing exonuclease 1 (gene PNLDC1). Gene Ontology annotation, cellular component: endoplasmic reticulum; nucleus. Gene Ontology annotation, biological process: priRNA 3'-end processing; siRNA 3'-end processing; nuclear-transcribed mRNA poly(A) tail shortening. Lineage: Eukaryota; Metazoa; Chordata; Testudines; Cheloniidae. The record is from RefSeq and is a predicted model, not a curated record. Gene Ontology annotation, molecular function: RNA binding; 3'-5'-RNA exonuclease activity.